Molecule: messenger RNA, 1976 nt
Organism: Petromyzon marinus (sea lamprey)
Lineage: Eukaryota; Metazoa; Chordata; Hyperoartia; Petromyzontiformes; Petromyzontidae
Gene: ORC4
Product: origin recognition complex subunit 4
Biological process (GO): DNA replication; DNA replication initiation
Cellular component (GO): nucleus; nuclear origin of replication recognition complex
Molecular function (GO): DNA replication origin binding
Source: RefSeq, a predicted model, not a curated record
CGCUUGAUGACGUCGCUACCCGGAAGUUGGAAAAGCGCGGGAAGCUGACACGCGGCUUAGGCGCGGGCCCGGUCAAUUGCUUACGGCUGCCGUGGUGGUGGUGGUGUCGGUGGUGGUGGUGUCACGCUAACUCUACCGGGGGGAGUAUUAUCGCCACUAAACACGGGCUUCUCUUGGUCGCGCCAGUAGCUCCCAGGCGGGAACUCGGCUCCGGCGAGCACUCCGCCAUCCUCACGGUUGAACGCCCGGACGAGCUGCCAUGAGCAGGAAAAAGAAGAAAAAUACGGAGUUGCCACAGGAUCAAUGCGUGUCAGAGGUGCACAAGUGUCUGCGAGAAAGACUGUGCCAUGGGGCGCUCACCGGCAUCCCGUUGUACAUGGAGCCCCAACGCAAGCUCCUGCUGGAGAUGCUCAAACGAACGACCACACAAGGGGAAGGCAAUUCCGUGCUGGUGGUCGGCUCCCGUGGCUCGGGAAAAUCCAUGCUUCUGAAAGGCGUGCUGAAGGAGCUGCUGGAAAACAACUCCAUCCGAGAGAACCUCAUGCAGGUUCAUCUGAACGGCCUCCUGCAGAAGGACGACCGCAUUUCACUCAAGGAAAUCACGCGGCAGCUUCAGCUGGAGAACACAGUCGGGGACAAAGUGUUUGGGAGUUUUGCGGAGAAUCUCACCUUUCUGCUGACAGCAUUAAAAAGCGGCGAGCGGAGCAGAACUCGCCCUGUGCUGUUUGUGCUGGAGGAGUUUGAUCUGUUCGUCCAUCACAAGAACCAGGCACUCCUCUACAACCUGUUCGACGUGGCAAAGUCUGCCCAGACGCCGAUUGCUGUAGUGGGACUCACAUGCCGCUUGGACGUGCUGGAGCUGCUGGAGAAGCGUGUGAAGUCGCGCUUCUCCCAUCGGCAGAUCCACAUCUUCCCCUGCCCCGAGUUUGACGACUACGUCGCCGCGUUCUGCCAGACGCUCACGCUGCCGCUGUCCUUUCCGGACGUCGCUUUCGCCAAAAGUUGGAACGACAGUGUCCAGAUGCUGAGCGAGGACCAGGCGGUCAGGGAGGUGUUGGAAAAUCAGUACUUCAUGAGCAAAGACGUGCGUUCUCUCCACGCGCUACUGAUGCUGGCUCUGAGCCAAGUGACUCUGAGAGCCCCAAGGAUAUCCGCCGCUGCACUGCAGGAGGCCGGCCGGCUGCUGACAGCCGACUCUGUAACCAACCUCCUGCAAGGGGUGUCCGUGCUGGAGUUGUGUCUCAUCAUCGCCAUGAAGCACCUCAAUGACAUAUACGAUGGAGAGCCCUUCAAUUUCCAAAUGGUCUUCAACGAAUACCAGAAGUUUGUCCAGAGAAAAGCCCACUCGGUGUACAACUACAACAAGGCAGUGGUAAUGAAGGCCUUCGAGCGCCUGCAGGAGAUGGAGUUUGUGCAUUCGGCCGAGGGUCCGGUGGGGGGACGCGGGGCCGGCAGCGGCCAUGUGCAGCGCGAGUACCAGCUCAUGCGGCUGCUGGUCCACGACUCGCAGCUGACGGACGCCCUGCAGCACUACCCACAAUGCCCCACUGACGUGCGGCAGUGGGCCACCUCUUCACUCGGGUAGCUCGGAGGGGGUUUGCGGGGGGCGGGGGCGUCUCCCUCGUCUCGGCGUUCUUGUCGUCUCGUCUCCUGGUGGCUCCGCGGUUCACCGCGACUCUGCCUCCAGAGCGACAAUGACUGCCGGCUUGCGGGCGCUGGAGCUGGCUUCAAGCUCGCCCCGUGGCGAUGGCGAGAAUAUGGACUCUCUUGCGGAGGUGCUCGCUCGCAUCGCGGAGUGGCCCCGUCGCACGCUCAGCCAGGCGAGGAGAAGUUCGCACGGAGCGGUUGAGAUGGAAAAACCCCUCGCCGCCGUCUGCAUUGACGAACCUGUCACCUGAAGGACCCCGGGGGUGGUGUGGAUGGGGGUGGAGUUUUCCCGCCCUUUUAAACGGCCACCUGAGAAACUCCGAUGGGGG